AUGGAGAGAGGAAGGAAGAAGAAGCAAGAAGCUAUGGACCAAAAGCAAGCAAAGCAAGCAAACAAGAAGCGAGUGGAAACAAGCAAGCAAGCUGCAUAUACAAAGAUGAGAGAGAGAUAUCAUGUGGUGCUCGCAAGCAUGACACUAUCUAUGGAUGGAAACGAGAUCCCCCCAACACUUUGA
Messenger RNA from Penicillium brevicompactum, 183 nucleotides. RefSeq lists its product as uncharacterized. The record is from RefSeq and is a predicted model, not a curated record. Lineage: Eukaryota; Fungi; Ascomycota; Eurotiomycetes; Eurotiales; Aspergillaceae. The transcript has a single exon. Bases 1 to 183 code for a protein of 60 amino acids.